Molecule: messenger RNA, 2566 nt
Organism: Myotis brandtii (Brandt's bat)
Lineage: Eukaryota; Metazoa; Chordata; Mammalia; Chiroptera; Vespertilionidae
Gene: ZNF408
Product: zinc finger protein 408
Exons: 5
Coding region: 294-2513 (739 amino acids)
Cellular component (GO): nucleus
Source: RefSeq, a predicted model, not a curated record
GAGUAGGACAGCAUAACUGUCCGACUCAUCCCUCCCAAAAGGAGGCGGCUGGGACGAUUCGUUCCUCUUUCUCUGGGACUCGACCCUCCGGUGGCCCUCUGGAAUCCUAACCCCGUACUGUUCCCCGACAGGGUUUUGCUUCACCAGUACCGCCAAACUCCCGGUCCUGUGCACCAAUGAAGUCCGACUUUUACGAUGCUUCCCCGAGAGUAAAUUUGGCAGGCCAUGACUGUUUCCGGGAGGACCCGAGAAGGCGAUGCUCACUUCCGGCGGAGGGGCUUUCCUGACCGGGGAUGGAGGCGGCGGCGGAGCUACUGUUGGAGGGGGAGAGCCUGCAGUUGGACCCCGAGCCGCGCCCGGACCCGGGCUCAGGAUGGAGCCCUUCUGCAGAAGGCCGUGCUCAGGGCCUCAAAGACCGUCCGGCCUGGCCGACCCGAGCCGUCCACGCUUUAAAGACCCUCCCCCAGGGUUUAGCCCUUGGCCCCUCACUCGUGGAGAAACAGCGCUUGGGGGUCUGGUGUGUCGGGAAGCCUCUGCAGCCAGGACUGCUCUGGGGGCCGCUGGGAGAGGAGGCUGCCUCGGAGCAGAAGGACGAGGGAGUGCAACCACUGCAGGAGCAGCCCCCUCAAACACAUGGGAGAAGGACUUUUAUUGGUUUAUUUCAGGACGUGUCACUAGGCCUAUGGGGAGACGUGUGUGCUUGUGAGCAGAGUUCAGGCUGGACCAGUUUGGUGCAGCGGGGCAGGCUGGAGGGUGAGGGAAACGUGACCCCGGUGUGGAUCAGCGAGAGGCUCCACCUGCAGGUGUACCGGGUCGUGCUGCCAGGCUUUGAGCUGCUACUGUGGCCCCGGUCUCCCUCUGAGCGCCUCAGCCCCACCCAGUCCAGGCUAGAGGAAGAGGCAGCCAUGGCUGUGGUGACAGAAGUGGAAUCUGCUGUACAGCAGGAAGAGGCCUCUCCUGGGAAGGAUGCAGGAGAACCUUGUACAGAUCUUGGGUACCAAUCACCCCCCAGCAUCCAGGCAGAGAGUAUGGCGAGCUUUGGACUUAAGCCCCAAACCCAGGACCAACUUUCCAAGGAGAGCCUAUCACUUGGCCCAUUGCCUCAGGAUGGGAGCAUGGACGAGGAGGACCCACCCCAGACACAGGUGCCAGCUGAACUUCAGAGCAGCUCCACUACCCAGCAAGGCCUAGAGAGCAGUGAGGCCACUUCCUCAUCUUCUGCCGGUGGCACCCAGCAGCAUGCUCACCUGGUCAAGAAGUUUCAUAGCCCCAGUGAUCAGUGUCCACCCGGAGCAAAGACCUCAGAGCCCAGGGCCCUGCAGAAUGGAGAGCAGCACUCCAGCUUCUCUGCACACUUGGGGAGCCCUCCUGUCCCAACGGGAAGCUCUCUGAAAAGGGGGCGACAGUACCGGUGUGGGGAAUGUGGCAAGACGUUCCUGCAACUGUGCCACCUGAAGAAGCAUGCAUUUAUACACACAGGCCACAAGCCCUUCCUUUGUACUGAGUGUGGCAAGAGCUAUAGCUCAGAGGAGAGCUUCAAAGCCCACAUGCUGGGCCACCGCGGGGUACGGCCCUUUCCCUGCCCACAGUGUGACAAGGCCUAUGGCACCCGGCGAGACCUCAAAGAGCACCAGGUGGUACAUUCAGGUGCCCGACCCUUUGCUUGUGACCAGUGUGGCAAGGCCUUCGCCCGCCGGCCUUCCCUGAGACUGCAUCAUAAGACCCACCAGGUGCCACCUGCCUCUGCCUCAUGCCCGUGCCCCAUAUGUGGUCGGCCCCUGGCCAACCAGGGCUCUCUGCGGAACCACAUGCGACUCCACACGGGGGAAAAGCCCUUCCUGUGCCCGCAUUGUGGCCGGGCGUUCCGCCAGCGGGGCAACCUACGCGGGCACUUGCGUCUGCACACAGGGGAGCGCCCUUAUCGCUGCCCACACUGUGCUGAUGCUUUCCCCCAGCUUCCUGAACUGAGGCGCCACCUCAUCUCCCACACCGGGGAGGCCCACUUGUGCCCCGUGUGUGGGAAGGCCCUCCGAGACCCACACACGCUGCGUGCUCAUGAGCGCCUGCACUCGGGAGAGAGGCCCUUCCCGUGCCCCCAGUGUGGCCGGGCGUACACACUGGCUACCAAACUGAGGCGCCACCUCAAAUCCCACCUGGCUGACAAGCCCUACCGCUGCCCCACCUGUGGCAUGGGCUACACCCUCCCCCAAAGCCUCAAGCGGCACCAGCUCAGUCACCAGCCCGGGGCAUCCUCCAGCCCACCCUCUGUGCCUCCGGCUGCUUCUGAGCCCACUGUAGUCUUAGUACAGACUGAGCCAGAAGUACUGGACACAUGCAGCGAACAGGAUGUCUCCCCAACCCGGCACGUCUUCGAGGUCACCAUUUCUGAGAGCCAGGAUAAGUGCUUUGUGGUGCCAGAGGAACCGGGCCCCGCCCCCAGCCUGCUGCUCAUCCAUAAGGACAUGGGCUUUAGCCCCUGGGCAGAAGUGGUGGAGGUGGAGACAGGCACCUGACACUCUCGUCUUUCCCUAGCAGAGCUCUACAUAAAGACUAUGUUUUCUAGGUG